Molecule: messenger RNA, 3376 nt
Organism: Podarcis raffonei (Aeolian wall lizard)
Lineage: Eukaryota; Metazoa; Chordata; Lepidosauria; Squamata; Lacertidae
Gene: TMEM79
Product: transmembrane protein 79
Exons: 4
Coding region: 381-1574 (397 amino acids)
Biological process (GO): regulated exocytosis
Cellular component (GO): lysosomal membrane; trans-Golgi network membrane
Source: RefSeq, a predicted model, not a curated record
UCCCAGCUCCACCUGGGCUGGUUAAACAGGUUUGAAAGUCCAAGCGAAAGCAGAGGGUAAGCUGAGCAUUUCCAGAGAAUUAUAGUCGCUAUAGAGAACAACCGUUCUUAAACUGGAUCUGCUUCCUGGUGUUUGGAACAAGCUCAGUUUUCUUUCCCCAGAGCCAGAUGGAGAAGAUGAGGCGAGCCUACCUAUAAACUUGUCCAGAAACAGAUUGCACCUCCGCUUUCCAGAUCUAAAUUGCCCUCCCGGAAGCAGGGAGUCAUCAGGACCAGGGAUAAAUUGCUGUUAUGGCGCCCUAGCUUGAGAAGCCCACUGGAUGCAACUGUCCCCUUGAGAAGAAGUCAAAACUUGCUGGAGAUCUUCCUGGAGGUCCCAAAAUGGCGGCUGCUAUCCCUUUGGAGGAGAUGGUGAUGGUAGCUUUGGGAAAGGACCCGCCUGAGAACCAGGAAGUGACAAGUUACACCCCAGAGCAGAAUUCUGAGGCAACCCUGCCGUGGGAUCAAGCCCGUCAUGAUACGUCUUGUGAGACGCCAACGCUGGAAACGUUGGAGACUGACUCCAGACCAAGUCCUGAGGGGAGCAGGGAAGAGGCCAUUAUGGGGCCUGGUGUGGACAGUGAGGCCUUCUCUGGAGUUCCUGCUACCCAAGUGGUGGAGGAGGAGAAGGAGGAGGAGGAGGAGAAAGAGGAUGACAACUGUAUGCCUGCGGUGGCGGCCCAAGUCUUCAUCCCCAUCGACCCCUACUGCAUCGAACGCACGCCAGUAACCGAGAAAAAGGAAUGGUACCCAGCGUACGAUGAAGAGGAUGAGAUUAUCCGCUGCGAGAGGGAGAACGCCGCCCUCGAGAAGCAGAACUUCAUCUCCCGCGGCUACUCAGCCCAUUUUGAUGACUCACCAAGCUAUGAGGGGAAGGCAGGCAAGACCUGCGCCGAGAGGUGGCCUUGCCUUCAAAACGGCACCUGCAGCUCAGCCAACCUCAAAGCGGUGGCUUCCAUGAUUGGAGCCGCUGUCAUCUUCCCCUGCCUGAUCUACGGGGCAUAUGUCUUCUUGCCCUUUGACGCGCCUUUCAUGCCCACCAUGAGCUCCCGCCUGGUCUACACCUUGCGCUGCGGCGUCUUUGCCACCUUCCCGAUCAUCGUAGGUAUGAUCGUGUACGGGGUCUCGCGGAUCUGCUUCUCCUCCCUGCAGCCCUUUGGUGAGCUGCGCCGGGAGGUGGAGAUCCACCGCCACUACGUCUCCCAGUCGGUCCAGCUCUUCAUCCUGUACUUCUUCAACAUCUCCGUUCUCUCCACUUACCUGCCCCAGGAAGGCCUCAAACUCAUCCCUCUGCUGACAGCCCUCUUUGCCAUUUCACGGCUCCUCUACUGGCUAGCCUACGCUAUGGGCCGCUCCUUCCGUGGUUUCGGAUUCGGCCUGACGUUCCUGCCCCUCUUCACCAUGCUGUUGUUCAACCUCUACAGCAUGUUCAUCAUGGAUCCAGAGAACAUGUUUGCUGUGGCCGACAGCAGUGGCAAGUCCUCCCAAGAGAAGGAGCAGCGCCUGGCAGCUGCCAAGCCUCGGUUCUGGGGCUGAAGAGGGCAGGCAGGGGGAGGGGGAGAGGCCUCAGCCCAGGCCCCCCUUCUUGGAUGGCCGCUGCCUUGCCUUGGACUCUGGCCUUGACCCAAUGGACAUUUUACAUGAUGGCACUCAGGUCUCACUACCUGACGGGGUGCCCACCGUCCCCUGCUAUAGUCCUAAUGUUUGAUACACCUGUAGGGCAAGGAGCCCUCUUCCCCAUUACUUUGAGCCCACUUUGUCCUCAAAACGGGGGCCAAAUUGUAUCCUAUAAUAUUGAAGCUUAUUCUAGACCAGCUGCAAAGUUGAAAUCUGAAGUGCAGGUAGCCUUAUUGUGUGAGAAGUCUGAAGACAGGGACGUUUGUAGGCAGUGCUUUUUUUCUGGGGGGGGGAUGCAGGGGUACGCAUACCCCUAAACAUUUUGUGAAUCUUUGUACUUUUGUCCAUUUACUGUAUUUAUUUCCCCCGAUUUGAAUUAUAAAAUGGUGGUUUUCUUGAGUCAAAAUGAGAAGACCCCUAAACAUUCUUUUAAAGAAAAAAAGUUCUGUUUGUAGGUCAUCAUCUCCUGGAAAUAGGAGGAAAUCAGAGUUACCCAGAAAUGGUUGUGGUAGGGCCAGGCUGUGCAGGAAAUGGACACUACAUAGAACCAUAUAAUUGUAGCAUUGAAAGGGAUCCCAAGAGUCAUCUAGUCCAACCCCCUGCAAUGCAGGAAUUGCAGCUUAAGAACCCCUGGCAGAUGCCCAUCCGACCAGUUAAAAUCCUCCAGGGAAAUAGAGUUUGCCACCUUCCGAGGAAGUCCGUUAAGCUGCUGAAUAGCUCUUGCCACCAGAAAGUUUUUCUUGAUGUUUGAUGUUUCCUUUCUUGUCAUUUGAAUCCAUUGAUUCCUUGUCAAGUGGCCCAACGUGCACCUAGAUUCAUAGGAAAACCUGGAUAUGAGGCAUGCUUCCAGCCAACAAAAAUUUGGGCUGCAAAGUUUGCCUGGUCAGAGAGAUCAGUGUCCCGGUCCAAAGCCAGCCAAAGCCAGAGGUAGAAUGGAAUAGGGUUGCUGGAUCUCCAGGACUGGCCUGAAGUCUCAAGGUUUGCCUAACCCCCUGCUAAGUGGCAAAGGGAAGGCUUGGAUCUCCAAGUGAGCAAGAGUGCAAUUAAUAAAAAAGCAUAAAAAAGAGGACUGGGCAUGCAGAUAGCAAGCUUCAGCCCAGCAGGACCUGGCUGCAAAUUAUUGCACAGACACUAUGGGGUGGUGGUCUACCCUCUCCCAAUUAACCUCUGUCUCUGCCAGUUAUUGCACAGACUCUUGGGAAAGGGGCUCUCCAACCUUUACUCCUGCCUCCUCUCUGCCAAUCAACCUCCGUCUCCAGGGUUCAGUGAUAGGAGGAAAUGCAGAGGAAGAACCACCAGGGGCUUCCCCCAUGACAGGGGCCACCCCUUGGGCUCAGGUUUGAGUCCUGAAGUCUCAGGGUCUGGGAAGCUCCUGACCUGUCAACCCUUGAGUUAAACAUUGGUCCGUGGGGACUUGAUUGCCUCUUCAACUGCCCUUAAGGUACCAGUUGCUGGAGACUACAGGAGAGGGUAUUAAGGUCCCGUUGGGGGCACCUGGCUGACCGCUGUCAGAACUGGAUGCUGGACUAGUUGGGCUGUUAGCCUGAUCUAGCAGGGCUCUUCCUAUGUCUUGGAUUUCUGAGAUGCCACACCCAGUGGCAGCCAGGAGCCGCCUCCUUCCAGGAUGCUUCUCUUGCAUAGGUAAAGGUAAAGGGACCCCUGACCAUUAGGUCCAGUCAUGGCUGACUCUGGGGUUGCGACGCUCAUCUCGCUUUACUGGC